Messenger RNA from Xyrichtys novacula (pearly razorfish), 16537 nucleotides. Lineage: Eukaryota; Metazoa; Chordata; Actinopteri; Labriformes; Labridae. The record is from the annotation of a GenBank genome assembly.
CACACGCAGGAAAGUACACACACUCUCUCAUGGCGCCGCGGCCGCUGCUGCUGCUGCAUUGACCCGAAAACAACAAGACGGACAGCGACACGUUCACACCGAAAAACGGCUCAUGUCACGGUCGUAGAAACAAGAAGUAAGUCUCUAAACUCGCUCUAGUCGAAGCUCGGCGUAGAAACGGUCGAUGGAAACGUCAGCGAAGCGGCGUCGAAGCCUUCGUUUCCUAAUGCUAGGGAGCUAAUCUCAGGAGGCGCCGUGUUUUUACUGGAAGCUGAGCUGCUGUCUUGUUGAUGUUGAUUUAGCUGUCUUCCUAUCCAAACUAACCUUUUAGAAAACACUUAAGUGUAAUUUUGCUCUCUCUUUCGUUAGUAAACCUCAUGUAGUUAUGUAUGUACAGGCCACUUUAGCAGGAAACGUGAGGCGCGUUUCUGCGCUGUAACUGACAUUAGCAAGGCAUCUGAUCCAGAGCAUAGCCAUAUCCCAUCUGCCUGUUAGUCCUGUUUAGAUGGAUAAAAACACUGAGAGCGGGACUGUUUUAUGUUUUUUGAACAGUGUAGAUAAUUAAAGCUGCGUUAGUCUUCUUAUAUAGAAGAUUAAUUUAAUUUUAAUAUCAUGUUUUGGUCUAGCUUACGACACAACAAUGGAGAAACCUCCCUUCAGACAGAACCAGAGCUGCGGAGACUGGGAGCUGAAAGAGAGGCUGGGCAUGGGCGGAUUUGCUCAUGUUUACCUCUACCAACAUCAUGUGAGUUUACAGCCACGAACAGGCCUGACACUGCACACAUGUGACACCUCACUCAUUUGGAAAGGACUCAAAGAGAUACUACACAAUGACUACUAAACCCAUACAUACCUACUUCCUUCUCAGAUGAUGUGCUUUUACACAUUUUUAUUCAUAGUUUUGCAAAUCUUCGUCUCAAUAGAGGAUAAUUAUGAGAAAAUCAAGCCUUAAAGUCCUGUGAGAAGUCUUAACAGGAAUGCAUCAGACAGAGACGAAGCCAGGUUAUUAUUCUGUGUUCAUUUUGUUUGAUGAGCGUGUGACCAUGUAUCAACUUUAUUAAAAUACACCUUAAAACUUGAGUAAAUAGUUGGAGUGUCGCAGAACCACACAAAAACUCCACGCAGGACGCUCUGCUCAUACACCGCAGGAGUGUAAACCAGGUUUAAACCAACAGUGAUGCCUUUUUUAUGACCUUGAAAAGCAAACAGGUCCACCAGCAUCGAGAAUGACAGCAACCAAGAUCCUCUACAUCUCUUUAAAUGCGUCAUAAAUUCCUGGAAAUUUCCCCAAAUGUUCAGGAUGAGCUGCGUGUGUGAACGCAAAUGCCACAUUUUCACGCCAACUUAGUCCUGCAAGCCUGCUAGUAAAAGUCCCACAAUAAGUGAGAGUAUACUGAUGUCAAGAGGCAGAUAUGACGAUACAUGUACUCACUUCAGCUCAACAGCAUGUUUUUUUCUUCUCUUUUAAAACACUGUGAACAUGUACGAUUAUGCUCAUGUCAAACCGCCAGACUGUUGCAUCAGUCAACAUCGUGCAUGUCUUAAAAAAGGUUCACAGUAACUACCAAGUCUUCUGUCCAGAUGUGCAACUUUGGAAGAUUUGUCCUGAAUUUUUAGAGGUUUUUAGGAGAGUAUGUGUGAUAAACUUGAUAUUCACAAGAAAACAAGAUAAAGUUACUCUGCUAAGAAGCGUGACAUUAGGAUUGGGCGAUUUGGCAAAAAAAAAGAUCACAAUUUUGCCAUAUCAUCCGAUCUCGAUUACUAUCAUGAUUUUUUUUAAAAUGCCAGUUUUAAAGCAGCUGUACUAAAAACUAAAGAAACUAGAGAUUAGUUUAACAUUUUAUUAACAUACAAAGUAAAUAACAAAGUAAAUUGAAUAAGAUACAAAAAUGAAAAAUAUAAAAAAAAAACAUUUUAACUCAGCCUUACAAAAAAUGUAGAUAAAUACAAAAUAAUACAGUGAAUGAGUUUACAGUCCUGAGUGUUUCUGCAGGAAUGCAAGACCCAAAAUAAACCAAUCGCCCCCUCAGGGAUAAUGAAGACGCCUUAAAAUGUAAACAUUAGAUGAUGUAAACGUAGAUAAUACAAUUGAUCGCUGCUUUGGUCUGGUGGCUGCACUGCUAGUUGUGGCUAAACUGCUAAUGCUACUUGUACCGUCAGCAGCGACAGGCUGUACAGACUCGCAUUUUCAUACUUUCUGCAUAAUCACUCGGAAAGUACUUCUUCAAAUGAUUAAAUAGAACUGUUGUGUUGCCGGUUUUUGAGGCCACCGAUGGCCAACAUACCUUGCACAUCGGCUUAAUUGCUCAACGUCACUUUGGAGAUACCUGAACUACCGCCACACAACCGACGUUGAAUAACUUCUCAACAGUAACAUCUUUGGAGGAUGACUCAAAGUCAUGGCUGACAUCUAUUUUGCUGUCCUCAGCACCGCAUUUAGCUUGCAGAAGUGAGCAGGAAAAGCUCGACUCUGAUUGGCUGUUGUGACGCACAUUUCCUCCAUGUUUGAUGAGUAAAUGUGCUCACAGCUGAUCACCGUGAUCGAACAGAAAUUUAUCACUAUCAUAUAAUCGCCCAGUCCUACAUGACAUGCUCACAGAGUCGUCACUCACUGGAGCUUUAAAGGCUGUGUAUUAAGUCUCUAGAGAGGCGAAUUUUCCCACAUCGUCCUCUACUAGAGCGGCCAAAAUUAUGCUCAGCAUCCAGACCUCAGGAAUAUUAGUUUUCCCACCUGUAUGGCUGACUUCAUAUCAGCGACUCCUCUGAGCUGAGGAGUGUCCGUGAGUGUCCGUGAUUGAAAAGACUUCGCUGGCCUCAGAUUACAAGUCGAGUAUUUGGUCCAGAAUCCAGUUUGUGAAAUGCAGAAGCAGAGGGUGUGGAUCAGCGUGCGCUCUGACACUUUGCUUCUCUCACACAGACUUACAAGAAAAAAGCUCCACAACAACUGCUAUUUUGGGGCAUGUUGUUUUUUUGGUAUGUGCUGAUUAAACAAUUGAGUUUCUGUUGUCUGUUUUGCAGGAAACAAAUGAAAAACUAGCUGUGAAAAUGUGCCGUCUGGAGCUCACACCAAGAAAUAAGGACAGAUGGAGCCGAGAAAUCCAGAUCAUGAAAAAGUUCGUCUUAUUUUUUCUCGUUUUCCCGACUUAAGACAGUUACUCUAUAAAGAUGUGUCCUGAUGUCCUGGCAGUGCCCGUGAACCACUAUUUUAUUAUUGAUUAAAGAGCAGAAAGAGCAGAAUUGAUGUCAAAUGAAAUGAAAUAGUGAAACAUGACAGUGCAGAGUCUGUUUCAUCAAAUAGUAAUACUCUCCUCCUUCGCUCUCGCUCAGGUUGAAUCACAUAAACGUCGUGACUGCUCGAGAUGUUCCAGACGAGAUGGAGUGCAUCGCCCUGAAUGAUCUUCCACUGCUGGCCAUGGAGUACUGCUCGAGAGGAGACCUGAGGAAGGUGAGGGGCUCACAGACAAGAAACCCGUUUGCUUUUAGGUGCUUUAUGAAACUUUCCCAGAAGGAUCUCAUCUCUUAACUCGACCAGAAAUCCAUAUUUAGCAUCUUAUCUCUCAUUUUAAUGGAAAAAGUUCUCCAGAACCUCUUUAAUACAAAUACCAAACCCUCCAGGCAAAGUUAGCAUCAUUCCUUCGUUCCUUUGUCACUUUAGUUUCAUAUUUCUCAUCUGAAAACUGCACGUAAGUCUUUGUUUUGACAUAUCAGAUUUCCGUUCAGCUGUGGAGAUUGAAAAUACGCUCACAGGCCAAAGUUCAAGGAGUGUCUCGCCUGCGUGAUCGCUAUCAGUGCAGGUCAAACCCAUGACUCACCUUUUCAGCAUCUCUGACUUGUUUUAUAUCAUCCAGCUUCUCUGCUUUGUGGUCGUUUUAUAUCAGGUCUCAGUUUGUGAAGUUUAAAGCCUGCAGAGCUGCGACCCUAAACUCCCUGCAGCAGAGUUUCUUUAGCUCAUCGUCGAGGCGCCUUAGACUGAAGACUGACUGUUUGUGUUUCCAGAUGCUGAGCAAACCUGAAAACUGCUGCGGUCUGAAGGAGAGUGAAGUGCUCUCGUUACUCAAUGAUGUUGGUACGUACACUCUUCGCCCAUGAGCUGCUGCUCCUUCAUUCAGACACGUCUCUUAUCGUCCGUUUGACUGCUCUUUCUGCUCCAGGAUCUGGUAUCCAGUAUCUGCACGAGAACAAGAUCAUCCACAGAGACCUUAAACCUGAAAACAUCGUGCUGCAAGACAUCAGCGGAAAGGUGACUGGACUCUGUCUGCUCUGUUGAUGUCUUUUUUUCAUUGAAUUGUAAUGAAUCGGUCUCAUAUUUGCUUCUUCUUCUUCCUCUGCAGCUGGUUCACAAAAUCAUUGAUCUGGGCUAUGCUAAAGACCUGGACCAGGGCAGUCUGUGCACCUCCUUUGUCGGCACGCUUCAGUACCUGGUAAUCAAACGGUUAAUUGUCUUAUCCUCAGCUGCACCUAAGUUUGUUUAACCUAAUCCUCUUCUAAUUACGUUUGAAAUCCUUUGAUCUUCUUAUUAUCUGUGUUUUUUUUUUCUCACUGAAAUUCAGAAUAAAAGUAAAAAUCUAGAUUUUUUUUGGUUCAAACUCUUCACCUUUUUCUCUCGUCAGGCUCCUGAACUCUUUGAGAAUAAGCCGUACACCGUCACCGUCGACUACUGGAGCUUCGGCACCAUGAUCUUUGAGUGCAGUUGUGGUUUCCGUCCGUUUCUGCACAACCUCCAGCCUGUGCAGUGGUAAGAUGACCCGGCAGAUUAAACCGUCUGACAGGUUCACUUUGUGCCCGAGCCUAUUUUACCAGACAGCCAUUGUCUGGAGGCUGUUUUGGUGUUUAUUUUAGAUUUAAGUGAGCUCAUUAGUCAGCCAGGAGUUACCUGGAUUCACCUCUCCAGAGUCAGAGUGUGAGACAUGAGGAACAGAUAGAGGGUGAGGUGUUGGAGACAGGUGGUGCCGGUGUAAUGAAAACAGCAGGAUGUUUGUUGUUGUAGUUUGGCAGCUUAUUAACACCUUCAGGAGUUGGAGCAGCACACAGUUGAAGGAGGAAGUUUCUUCUUAGUCGGUGUUGGGGUUUUUUUUUUACGGACACUCAGAGUCAUAUUUCAGUCAGACAAGGAAACAAAACCUCAUUCACACAUAUUUGCUCUGUCUCAGUGUGACUUACAGUUUUUAUCUCUAAUUUAUUUUCCGUAGAGCUCCAGAACUAGUUAGUUUUGCAUGCAAAGAUAUAAAACUGGAAGCAAACAGAAGCCUAAUAAGAAUAAGGGUGAUGUUUUAACCCUCAGAAUCCGUUCAUAUGGACUCGAGUUUCCAGUGAGAAGCUUUUUCCUGGUUUUCAUCAUCACUGAACAUGUUGUUUAAACACACAAAGAGGAACCUGGUUAUUUAUAUCCGUCCAUCUUCUUCUGCUCGUCCUGGAUCAGGGUGAUCUGAUGACUCCUGGCUGGGUAAAGGGGCAGCAGUCCAAACAAGACCUCCCUCUCCCCUGCAGCGUUUUCCAGCCCCUCCUAUAGGAUCCCAAGGUGUUCCCAGACCAGACGGGAUUAUAAUCCCUCCUGCUUGCUCUGGGCCAACCUGGAUGUACAUGAUAGAUAUUUGCAUCCCGGUCUCUCAGUGUGAUAUCUUUUUGUGUCAUCUGUAACGGAACAGAAAUAACACAAACGGUGUCGGUUUUCACGCCCCUCUCAGACGUGCGCAGUGUUCCUGAAAAUUCCCUGGAAUAACCCUGUACCUGCGAACAAACAUCUGAGUUUUUCACCUCGGCUUCACGGUAAAGUGCAGAGAGCAGCAGCAGCAAAUCUUUAGAAGCAGUACUCGGUUGGAAAUGCUCCUGCAGCGCAAAUAAAUAUCAAAAGUCGACAUUUUGCAAGUAAAAGGUCGUGAGAUGGCGGCGCGCUCGCUUCUCUGUCGAUACUGAUGAAGUUUAAUUUCUCGCCACGUUGAUGAGAAAAAACUGUUGCUAGAGCGUUCAUAUCUGUUUCGCUCUCCCCACUUUUUUACAUGAUGAACUCGCAAACAAACGCUUCUUUGAGUUAAGGUAGAUGAAGUUAAUGUGGGAGGGGGUGAGCAGCUUGUGGAGUAGUUAUCGUCCAUUUAUCGUUAUCGAGGUGAACUGAUCAAUAUAUCCUGAUAUUGAUUUGAGGCCAUAUCGCCCAGCCCUGAUCUAAACUCAUCUAAACUUUGAUGAUGUUCGUGUGAACAGCGCAGUCAAGUGAAAUUUUCCCUGGUUUGUUUCAGUCACCCUGAGUUUUUAAAAAAACAACAUCUCUGUGCAGAUCUGACUCCUCCUGAAGUCAGACCCUCUCGCUGCAGGUAGUUGGCAGCUUUCAGAAACUGUGGUGAAGAGGUAUGCAUGCCACAGUUUCCUGCUCUCUUUCAAAGCUCUUCAGGUUGCAAAAUCAGGUUUCUCAAAACUGGGUUAAGGGCUUAUCCCAGUUUCUGAAAUUGGGAUUUGAUGUCUGCAUGCCCAAAAACAAAACCAGGAUGCUCAAGUUCAUAAAAACCCUCAUUAUUUAUUUUGGCCUCAUCCCUAGAGUAACCCAGCAACUUUUGUUUGGGUGCAGCACAAAGUGGAGCGGCAGAGUUACAAAAGUGUGAGCAAACAGUAAAAGGAGGUUCAUGUUUGGGCUUAAAGUCGUACCUGUUGGUUAUUUCUGAGGGGAAAAAGUUCCUGAUUCGUCUGCUCUGACCUCUUUUGAAAUGGUUAAUUUUCCAUCAGACUCCUCCUCGGCCUUUUUUGCGAAUGAUCGUCUUUUCUCUUCUCGUCAUCAGGGCCAGCAAAGUGAGGAACAAAGGUCCGAAAGACAUCAUGGCUGUCGAGGAGCUGAACGGAGAAGUCAAGUUCUCCACACACCUCCCCUACCCCAACAACCUCAGCAGGUGAGCAGUGUGCGAGCGCUAAAAACACGCCACUUCACACGCUACAUCGUUGCCAAGUGACGGCUGAAGGAAAGAAGAAGAUGGACCCGAGCCACAGCCUUUGUGCUCCGAGUUUCUGCUGCCAGCUUCCCUCCUCUAACGUGGUUUCAUUGCUGUUUUCUAGGACUCUGCUGGAGCCCAUGGAGGCUCUGCUGCAGCUGAUGUUAAAGUGGGAUCCGGUCCAGAGAGGAGGAAAGAUCAACUCCGAUACCAAGAAACCCAUGUGCUUCGAAGUGCUGGAGCAGAUCCUGAGUAUGAAGGUGAGACCGACUGACUCGGUUCAGUUUUAGCAGCUGUCUGAUCAGAGCUGGAGCAGAUCUAAAUGACCUAAAUCUGCUGAGAGAUUUCCUUCCAGAGAUGUUUAAGGUCCAGAAGCUCCUCAGGCUUUCUCAGGACCUGCUGGACUGUGGGAAUAUUACAGGGUGUCUGUGAAAGGACUAGUAAGUAGGUACACACGCAUCCUUCUGUUUCCUUCUCCUCAGGUGGUCCACAUCCUGAACAUGACCACGGCUCAGGUCCACUCCUUUCAGCUGACCCCUGAAGAAAGUCUCCACAGUCUGCAGAAACGCAUCGAGGCGGAGACCAAGAUCGAGGUGGUGAACCAGGAGCUGCUGCAGGAGACGGGGGUGUCGCUGGAUCCCAGGAAACCUGCUGCACAGUGUGUCCUGGAUGGAGUGGUGAGUGGACUCUCACGCAGCUUCAGUUUUUUAUUCAAGCGCCUGGAGAUUCUUUGAGUCGCUGUAUUUGACCGUAACAAACCAAAACAACUUAAAAAAAAUCUAGGAAGUUUAUUUCGUCCUCAUCCGUCACUCUCUGUCUCCUCUCGCUGACAAAGCAAACAUUCGUGUCUCCCAUUGGAACAUUUACAGAGACAGGAGUAAGUGUGAAAAAGACGCUCUCUGUGCUGAGGAAACUAUAACGACACGGUGGAAGCUACACAUCCAGACUCGCACACUUGAAAUAAGAGCGUUCAGGGACUUUGAAUCAGGCUGUUAGUCUCCUCUGAAUAACAGGUGGAGUAUUUGCAGGCGGUGUUAAGCGGUGAUUUUCUUCUCUCGUGUGCAGAGAGGCUGGGACAGCUACAUCGUCUACCUGUUUGACAAGAGCAUCACCAAGUACUCCGGUCCUUUCAGCGCCAGACAACUGCCAGAUAAAGUCAACACUAUCGGUGAGGUUCUGAAACAAAAUCGCACCAGUUUGAAUUCAUUUACAAAAAAAACCAAACUACUGGUGUAAAGUUUCUGCUUUCAUCGCCUGUGUUGUCCUGUCUUGUUUUAAAAUUUCAUAUUUCAGCUGUAAUCCUUUUUUUGUCUUUGCAGUACAAGAAUCCAAAACUCAGCUCCCCUUGGUCGUGUUGAAGAAGGUUUGGGGUGAAGCUGUGAGUUACAUCUGUGGCCUGAAGGAGGAUUACAGCCGGCUCUUCCAAGGACAGCGAGCUGCCAUGUGAGUCAGAGGAAAACUGUGAAAAGUUUUUGAUCAUUUUUCUGUCGGCAGGCUGAUGCGUACGAAGAAAAAAAACAGUCCACGCACGUGUCGAGUAAAAGUAGGUGGAAAUGUAAAUCCGACUAUGAUACGAACUUCUCGACUUUAUGUUCAAAAGACAGCCAUCGUUUAGAUUUCCUGACUUCAUCGAAUGCGUCAUAAAAGAACCUUUACUCAACUAACAAACAUUUUAGAGGUUGAAGUUUGACUUUUAACUUUUCACUAAUCCGCAUCAGGAUGAUUUUUCAGCAAACUCACAGAGGAAGAUUUCUUUUUGCUGUUUAUGCAGGAAAACGGACUAAAGCCUCUGUGUCACUUUGUAUUCGCAGUGAUAUUGAAUUUUUUUUUGAGUUAAACGAUUGAACACUUCUCUGUGAGAUAUGGUUUAUUUUGUAGACAUAAAACAUCUAGAAGGGGUCGACCAGUAGUGGUUUUUUCAGGGCCCACAGUUAUGCCGAUCAGAAGUAGUGAAAAAAACUUCAGUUAGGGUUCACCAACUAGUAAUAGUAGUUUAUUUGUCCCGUAGGAAAAUUGAAUUGCAGCAGAUCACACAUUUGGCAUUUCAUCUAGAACAGUAUAGAUGAAAAAUAAAGAAUAAAACAGUAUGUAGACAACUUUCACACAUAAUUAACAGUAAAAAAUAAGUAACAUCAUCAUAAUCACACUUCCUAAGUCUCAACUUUAACCUGAUUAGACCAGCUGAGCAGGCUGGAGGUGAAUAACUAUGGCUAUUUGUUAUUAAGGCAUUUAAUGGCCUGCAGCACAAAAGAAAAUUUUGCUCUGUUUUUAGUAAACACAGGGGGGCGAUAUCGUCACAAGAGUGGGCAAAGGGGUGCCUUUGGUCACCUAUAAUGUUCCUUGCCUUUUUCCCUGUCCUGUCUCUGUAGAUGUCUUCCAUACAUGGCAGAGUAGUGCCCAGUAACUUACUGGAUAUGGAUAUAAUUCCUCUAACCCUCUUUUCCUGUGCCUCUGUGGCAUUGCCAAACCAGCAGGUAAUACAAAAAGAAAGAAUGCUUUCGAUAAAAACGCAGUAAAACAUUUGGAGAAUUCUUCUUUCAACAUUAAAAGACAGAAGUUUCUCUAAGUGGAACAUUCUUUGUUGAGACUUAGUACAGAUUUGAUCUGUCCUCUUCUCCCACAUAAGCUUACAGUCAAGCACGAUCCUUAAGUAUUUAAACUCAGAGACUUGUUGAAUUGGCUUUCCCUUGAUUAAAGUUACUGUAUUGUAGUUGAUUACUUAACCUACCAGUCCAUACUGUGGGCAGUUGUCAACUAGUCGAAUAAUCAAUACCACAGGAGAGGGGCUGACCUCGGCUCUGACGUGUGGCUUUUGUUUAGAAGAUUCAUGCUCAUGUUUUUUUCCCGAAGAUAAAAAGUGAGUAUAGAGAUUAACUGAGACAAACGAAAAACAGAAACUGGAGGUGAAGACAGACCAGCAGAGGAGCUGAAGUUACAGAACUUUUGGCCAUCUGUUUGAUGAAGAGGUUAAUACAAAUACAGAUACCAGCCCUGAUUACCAACACCAACAGAUGACUGGUCUUCCUCUCAUAUCUCAUGUUUUGGUCUUUAUUUCGAGAGGACAGGACUGUAGAUAGAGCAGGGAGCGACGUGCUGAAGCUGAACUCAGUCCCUCUUCAGUUAUGGGGGGAGCUUGGACCCCUAGACCAGCAGCGCCCCUGCAGACACGUCUAGGAUGAGCUGCCUCUCAAGUUGCAGCAUUGUCUCUAUGUCCGUAUAGAUAUUACAGCACAAGUCAGAGGAGGCUUCGUCUGCAUCCCUGCCUCACUCUCUACUCGCACUUUUCUACCUGUGAGCCAACAACCUCUGAUGAUUUCACGUAUUCAGAGUUGGUUCUUAUAUGAAAAGCUCAUUCAGGACCUCAGCUGCUCCCUUUGCUGCCAGCGUAGUUUCAGUCCUGUAAAAUCGUGGUCAUUUUACUGCAGCAGGACCACGGGGACUAAACUCAGGUCUGCUGUAUCGGAAAGCUUCAAAAGGAGUCGAAUAAACUUCACGAUCUCCUUCCUCCCCUCUAGGUUGAGUCUCCUGCGCUACAACACCAACCUGACCAGGUGUAAGAACAGCAUGUUCGGCUUCUCUCAGCAGCUGAAGGCCAAACUGGACUUCUUCAAGAGCAGCAUCCAGUACGACCUGGAGAAAUACAGCGAUCAGAUGCACUACGGCAUAUGUGAGUGUUCACUGGCAGCUGCUUGUUUUCUUUCCAUGCAUGACCCUGAAUCGGGGAACGUUUACAUACGCGGGUACUUUUAUAGCUCUGAGCAAGAUGGUGUUUGUGUUGACGAGCUGUCUGUGUUUGUCUGAAGCGUCUGAGAAGAUGCUGAAAGCCUGGCAGGAGAACGAGGAGCGAGCUGCUGCUUUUGCCCAGGUAACACAUGAUUUCCAGCACACCUACUCAAAGCCACGGUUAGAUAAUAUUUAUGGUAAUCUUAUUUCUACAUCUUUUACUUGCAUAUUCUCUGGCCUGCAGGUCAAAAGGUGACGAUUUAAUCGAAUCCUUGUGGCAUUAAAUGAGCGUGCAGGCUCCUCUUCUUUUACUCAAUGUUUUUUGAACGUUUCUGCACCUACAUGAUGAUUUCUGCAUUUUUUUUCCCACAUUUUUAUCAUCUACAAAUACUUAUAAAAGAUUUUUAGCAAAAGAAACUAGUAGUUUGAUUCCUGGUUUGUCCUGCAGGUGGCAGAGGUGAGCCACUUGGACGAUGAGAUCAUGGCCCUGCACUCAGAGAUCGUGGAGCUUCAGAGGAGUCCGUACGCUCGACGGCAGGGAGACAAGAUGGAGCAGCUGUGAGUGUUUAACUCUACGAGAUGUCAUCAGUAAAAAGACACGUUCAAAACUUUUUCUCAUUUAAACAAAAUUCAGUGUCUAAUUAAGAUUGAGAAACUCUUAAUAACAAGAAUAAAUGCAUUAUACUAAUGCUUUAAUUUACACUUUUUAACCUCUUAUAAGUGGAUUAUUAAAGGGAUAUUCUGGCAUAGAAUUAAUUUAGGGUCAAACACACCAUAACACCGAGUUAGACACCCUGUUGAGAGAUGAGUGUUGCCGACCGCUUGCUUCUCUAUUUAUACCAACUUUGGUAACGACCGCACGAUAGCAAUACACAGCGGUCUGAGGAGCCAUAAACAAACCUCAACUAAAACGCCACUCUAUAGCCACAAAUAAUGCUCAGAACAGCACCUAACUUCAUCAACAGGACAUAUAGGGUCACAGACAUAGUACUAGACACCAAACAUCUUUUUAACUUUGCCUAAUUUCUUUAGCUAAGAGACUAAACACAACUCACCUACUCUCUUCCAGCAGCCGUUUGUUUGUCAGGAAGCCCUGACGAGACGAUCACCGAGUGCAGCGAAUCAUUUCCUUGAAUUAAUAAUCACCAUAUUAAUCAUUUUUCACUGCAGACGUGGUAGUUCUUCUGCCUUAGCGUCUCGGUCUGAUUGCAUUUCCAUGAAGUAAUGAUCAUAAAUGUUCUUCCUUGAGCUGCGAAACUCCGCUGCACUCAGUGAUCGACUCGUCAGGGCUCCCUGAAUCCCUAAAGAGAUUUAAUUCAUAUUGAGGUUUUUUAUGAUCCACAAAAUCAGAAAAAAAGAACAAGCAGAAACAUAAUUGAUGAUUUUCUUGAUUUGAUCUUUAAUGCCUGUAGCCGGUGUGUGUGUGUGUGUGUGUGUGUGUGUGUGUGUGUGUGUGUGUGUGUGUGUGUGUGUGUGUGUGUGUGUGUGUGUGCGCGUAAUAUUUACAAUAAAACUGAUGAGAAAACAAAGAUUGCAAAGACUGCUUUGUCCACCAGGGGGCGUCAAAUUAAAACAGAUCAAAAGUCCCUCACAGGAUCUUUAAAUCGGAUGUUUUUAAUCUUCUUUCAGAGAAGAAAAGGCGAUCGAGCUCUACAAGCAACUCAAGAUGAAAUGCAAAAGUAAGAACUGCUCUGACUGUUCAAAUUAUUGAUCACUUUUUAAACGGAAUGAACCGUCAAACUGAAACUUGUGUUUUUCUGUCAGACCCUGAGACCGACGUGAGCAGUGACAGCUCUGAGAUGGUGAAGGCGAUCAUUCAGACCGUCCAGAACCAGGACAAGGUCCUCAAAGACCUGUACACACACCUGAGGUCAGAGCUCACAGUUUGUUCUCUGUAUUAAACUCACUGAGGCGCAUCUGUGGUUCUUCAUGAUCGUUAAUGCGCCGAUUCGUCUCCACAGUAAGAUCCUGAUCAGCAAACAGAAGAUCAUCGACUUGUUCCCUCGCAUUGAGAAAACUCUGGAGAACAUCAAAGACGCCGACAACACCGUGAUGCAGAUGCAGAUCAAGAGGCAGCGAGAGUUCUGGCAUUUACUCAAGAUCGCCUGCGUGAGUCUCUCUGUGUUUUCUACUCCACGUCAGAGCAGAUCAGGGUCAAGCAAAACAAGCGAUCGAAGCGUUUCAGACUUCUCUGUAGCCCAGAGAUCGUUUAGUCCACAAUAUUUAAAAAGAUGAAGAAUGAAACGUCCUGGAGAUGCAGAUGAAGAGCCGGAAUGGAUCGAUCAUGUAGCAGCUCUACAAACAAGCUGUGUACGGUCAUAAACACAGAGAGAGCAGGAGGAAAAACAACAUGUGGUAACUGUUAAUGCAUGUGCCAACUUUUCUUCUACUCCCUCUCAAGGCUCAAAACUCAUCAAGGAACUCGAUAGCAGCGAGUCCCGAGUCCUCCAACCUGCUGCAGGUCUCUCAGUGGUCACAGUCAGCACAACCAGUCAGCUCCCCUCACCCCCUCACAUCCCUACCUGGGCCAAACGACAGGUAACUCACUCACUCACUCAUUCACUCGAAGGCCGUGUUUUCCUCUGGCCUCUUAGAGGAAACAGAAACAAGCUGGAAACCCUUCACUGCACCGAUUUCACAAGACUGUGACAUUUCCGUGAACUUUUUAGCCGACAGAGACAGAAACAAACAUUUCUCUGGAGUUAAGUUUCCUGAACCGAGUGAGAAAUCUGCAUUUAGAGGUUUCAUUUUGUGUUUGCAAAUGAUUUAACCCGUUCAGACAUCUUCAGGUCAGUGUGUGAGUGAAAUACAUCUAUUUUUGAACAGAGUUGUCUUUAUUCUUUCACUAACUCAGUAAAAACUACACGUCGUAGUUUUCAGUGUUUUAAAAUAGUUCCUUAUAAAUGAGGCUGAAAGACGAACAAAUGAGCGUUUCUCUGGAAAACGGAGCAACAUAUGAUGAAGGUUUCUUGUGAUUCAUUCAUGACUAACUGAUUUAUAUUCAUCCCAUCAGUGAUGCCGCGCCACGUCUGCUGCAGGAGAACCAGAAGUACCUCAGUCAGCUGACCAGCCUGAUGCAGGAGGCGGCGGACGAACAGACCAAGAGCAUAGUGGUGAGUUUGACGUCUGGACGAGUUGGUCGUGUAAAUUUCCUCGUUAAACUAACAGUGCAGUCUGUAACUCUCGAUUUGGCGAACUCAUUCCUGUUUAACACUCCUCACUCUCCGCUUUUCCUCUUUAAAGGACCAAGACUGGAGCUGGACAAAAUACGAAACUUUAACGACAAAAUUAAAAAAGAGAAACGCGUAAACCCCGUCGAGUCCUCCAUCCCCGCCUGUUGCCCUGAGUAACACUAAAGACUGUCAGCUGUCACUAACACAGCCGAGCGGUGUCAGAGGUUGUACAGUUGUACAUGAACUCCAGAUAUUCCCCUAAAAACCUGCUCUCUUCGCCCUCUUUGGACAACAAAAGAAAAAACACACUCCUGUCGUCCAACAUGGUGGAGAUAUUCUUGUUGAACAUGAGAAAACAUGAAGCCGUGUCACUCCACCUUUUACUUUUGCAGCAUCAUCAUUCAUAAUAACCAUUUCUACUGUUAUCGAGCAAACUGUAGCACCAGAUCUGAGGACGUGAGGUGGAUUCAUGACGUGGGAGAGAGUCGGACACAAACAUGGGAACUAGUUCAAACUUUGACAUAAAAGGAAAACACAGGAAGUGGUCGGGGGGUGGGGAUAGGGGUGGGGGGACGAGGAGGAAAUCACAAUCAAGCAAACAGCACUUUGAUACUCCCAUGUAUCCUCUUCUACAUGAAAACGUUCCAGGCUGCCAAAACAGAGACAAAAACUGUUUCAUUUGUUUUUUUCGCUCAUAAUCAGUUUGUAUAUUUCAGCGUUCUCAGUCUGGGCUUUAGAGUUUCUGUAAAUGUUGUUUUGAUUUCUGUUUUUUUCUAUAAUUAAGUGAUAUAUAUAUAAAUAAAUAUAUAUAUAUCACAGGCAGAGAGGUCUUUUGUUAUGGUGUGUGUGACAGACGUGGCUGGCCAUCAUGUUUAUAGGAUGUCUAUUUUAAAUGUCUGUAAGAUCCAGAGGGGGGUUUCUUUGUCUCAAUUAUGUGCACAAAAUAUUUCACUGUGGGGUCUGCACCAUAUUCAUGUCAAACGGAGUCUGAAUUUAGAGCGGGGGAGGUCGACAGAUCGCCUCAGUGUCACACAGGAACUCGAUUUCAUAGAGAUUAACAGCUGAUGGCGACACACAACAAGACUGCCUGAAACAUUUAAAUUAAAGAGAGCUCCUCAAGUCCCAACAAUUAAUAUCGAUUGUAUAAUUUUUCUUCUUGCACUCUUUAGGGAACAUGUUCAUCAUCGUAAAUGAACAAAUGUGCGCACAAGUUAUUCACCCACAAAAAAAGAGGGUUUUAUUUAUAACAACAAGUUAUCUUGUGCUAACAAAAGUUCGAUACUCUGACUGUUCUGUGCAAAUAAGUUUUAAUUUUAGGAGAACAGAAAAUGAUCUUGUGCCCCUUAAAAAAGUGAAUAAUCUGCACACUGUAGAUUUCUUUAGCACGCAGUUUAAGACACGAUGUUGUGCAAAUGAUGUAAUUGUGAGCGCAAGAUAUUUAAGUGUGCAAACAAGAAGGUUCAUCUUUUCCAUUUUCCACACCAUCGAGUUAUCUGGUUUGUAAAAGAUAUUUACCCGUGCACGUCGGAUGAUAAUAAGAGGGCAUGCAGGUUAAUAUCCUGGGUGUGCAAGAUACUUAAUCAUGUGCACAAGAAAAUCAAUAUUUCCCCACCAGAUCUUAAUCUAUACAUGCAAGUUUAUAUCUUGUGUGCACAGGAUAAUAACCUGUUCCCCCACAAUAAUAACUUACACGCACAAGAUAAUUUUACUUUCUGCACAAGAUAAUACAGUUUAACACAAGAUAUCAACAUGUGCAUGCAAGUUGAUAUCUUCUGCUUACAAGAUACUGCUCCCACAAGAUAAUUAUUCAUGCACACACGAUAACUACAGUAUAUUUUGCCCGUAAGAUGAACCUUUCCCUUUAAGACGAUGUGCAAAUUAAUAUUUAAAAGAGGUGAAGUCACAUCUUCAUGAAUAACAGGAUUAUUCACACAGUAACACAUAUUUUUAGGCCCCCCCCUUGAGCCUUUAGUAUUUGUUUGGGUAGAGCGUCAAACUGGGCACUUUAUAAGGAUUUACUGCACAAACAUCUGUUCGCUGAAAAACUUUCAAUCCUCUCAAAGAAAAGGAUUUGUUUACCUGAUUUAUCUCUGAAUAAGUGAAAGAAACGGUAACAGAGGAUAACCGUCAUUAUUCGUGAAAACGGCAUCAACAUGCAGAGAAUUAUGACAUCCGAGACCCACGGUCAGUCAAUGAGAAUAUUAGAGAAGUGUAAUCCGAGUGUUUUUGGUCGUUUUGUUCUUGAUAAGCAUCAAAAUCUGUUCAUACAUCAAUCAUAACAGCAGGAAACUGAGACCCUGACCUUUUCUGAUCCAUUUGACAUGAAUGUGUAAUAAAUGGAGGUGUGACACUGCCUGGUCUCCUUAAAACAUCGGUGCAUAAAAGAACAGCCCACAUCCUCCAGAUUGAGUUACAGUGAAAUGAUGUGGUUGAUUAAGUUUUGGAGUUUUGACAGAAAUCAUGAAAGUGACUGUUAGACUAUCAGAAACUCCAUCCUGUCGGGUUGAAGCUGAAUCGCCUCGUGGUUUCCUUUGAGAGAAAUCAAACCUUCUGGGUUGUAUUUAUGCAGUUUAAGUGCAAUGGAGGAGAGAGUUUCUUUGUAUUUAAGUAACAUGUUUUUAUUUUCAGUCACAGUUUCGUCUUUGAAUGUUUGAUUUCUAAAAUUUCAUUGUGUAAAGAUCAAAUGUUUGCCUGGUAAUGAAAUAAAAAGACUUUGGCAUGAUCUCA